UAACUACAUUAAAUAUACAAACAUACUCCCUCUCUGCUCCACUGAGGGCUCGCAUCAGUGGUCCAGCAGCAGCAAAGGCUGCCCAAAGGGCUGGGGGAAGGGUGAGCACAGCAGCAUUAGCAACAGCAACAGAUAAACCCAGCGGCCAAACCAGAUUGUAGGGAAGGGGAGAGGAGCAAGCAGCAUAGCCCAGGGAGGCUCUGCAUUUCGGGUCUCUUCAUAGGAGCUUCCUGCAGCCCUUUCGCAUCUCUUGCAAGUGUAUGUGCAGCGGUGUCCCAGGGAAGAGCAUCCUUCAGGAGAAAGAGCUGGAAAUCGGUCAGAAAAGAAAACCCAAACCAACCAUCAGCUGUUAUCCCUUCCCAGAACUAGGUGAGAGGGAGGGAGGGGAAGGAGUUUAAGGGAAUGAAGCUGGAGCAUCCAGAGACUCCGAAAGGAAAAGUUGCCCUGACAGGAGACGCUGUGUACUAGAGCCUGAGCUCUGCUCCACAAUGGGAUUUCUCGUGUCUAAAGGAAACCUCCUCCUCUUCCUCUGUGCCAGCAUCUUCCCCGCCUUCGGUCACGUGGAGACCCGGGCACACGCGGAGGAGCGUCUCCUGAAGAAGCUCUUCUCUGGUUAUAACAAGUGGUCUCGCCCCGUCGCCAACAUUUCAGAUGUGGUCCUCGUCCGCUUCGGCUUGUCCAUUGCCCAGCUCAUCGAUGUUGAUGAAAAAAACCAAAUGAUGACCACAAACGUGUGGGUGAAGCAGGUGGGUGCACCCAAAUCUGUGCUUUCCCCUGUUCCUUUUCAGCUCUGCAGUCUGAACUUUGCCAGCUUUGUAACUGCCUCAUCUUUGCAGGAGUGGCAUGACUACAAGCUACGCUGGGACCCCCAAGAGUACGAAAACGUCACAUCCAUCCGAAUCCCCUCUGAGCUCAUCUGGAGGCCAGAUAUUGUCCUCUACAACAAUGCUGAUGGCGACUUUGCAGUCACCCACCUGACCAAGGCCCACCUCUUCUAUGAUGGGAGAAUUAAAUGGAUGCCUCCUGCUAUCUAUAAAAGCUCCUGCAGCAUCGAUGUUACCUUCUUCCCCUUUGACCAGCAAAACUGCACGAUGAAGUUUGGCUCCUGGACCUACGACAAAGCCAAGAUAGACUUGGUGAGCAUGCACAGUCAUGUGGACCAGCUGGAUUACUGGGAGAGCGGGGAAUGGGUCAUCAUCAAUGCUGUGGGCAAUUACAACAGCAAGAAAUAUGAGUGCUGCACAGAGAUCUACCCCGAUAUAACUUACUCCUUCAUUAUCCGGAGGCUGCCACUGUUCUACACAAUCAAUCUGAUCAUCCCCUGCCUGCUAAUCUCCUGCCUGACUGUUCUGGUCUUCUACCUGCCCUCUGAGUGUGGAGAGAAGAUAACCUUGUGCAUCUCUGUGCUGCUGUCCCUCACUGUGUUCCUGCUGCUCAUCACAGAGAUCAUCCCAUCUACCUCCUUGGUCAUCCCUCUGAUUGGAGAGUAUCUUCUCUUCACCAUGAUAUUUGUUACCUUGUCUAUCAUCAUCACUGUCUUUGUGCUCAACGUGCACCAUCGCUCCCCGCGCACCCACACGAUGCCUGACUGGGUGAGGAGGAUCUUCCUUGACAUAGUCCCACGCCUCCUCUUCAUGAAACGUCCCUCCACAGUAAAAGACAAUUGCAAGAAGCUCAUUGAAUCCAUGCACAAAAUAACCAAUACGCCAAGGCUUUGGUCUGAGAUCGACGUGGAACCCAACUUCACUACCUCAUCUUCCCCCAGCCCCCAGAGUAAUGAGCCAUCACCCACCUCUUCCUUCUGUGCCCACCUCGAGCAGCCAGCCAAGCCUCAGCCUAUGUGCAAGUCCCCUUCUGGGCAGUACUCUGUGCUGCACCCAGAGCCUGUACAGGUGACCUGCUCCUCCCCGCAACCCUCCUGCCGCCCCCUGAGCAACACCCAGACCACAUCCGUCUUGAAAGGCAGAUCACUGAGCGUUCAGCAGAUGUACAGCCCCAAUAAGGCAGAGGAAGGGAGUAUCCGCUGUAGGUCCCGGAGCAUCCAGUAUUGCUACCUGCAAGAGGACUGUUCCCAGACCAAUGGUCAAUCCACUGGCUCUCCAGCAUCCCAGCGGUGCCACCUAAAUGAAGAGAAGCCCCAGCACAAGCACCCUCAGUGCAAGUGUAAAUGCAAAAAGAGCGGGGCAGCUGGCACAGCAGCUCAAGGAGGCAAGACUCACAGCGCCAAAGAGCAGCAUCUCGUGUUGAUGUCCCCAGCCCUGAAGCUGGCAGUGGAAGGGGUUCACUACAUUGCAGACCACCUGAGAGCAGAAGACGCGGAUUUCUCAGUGAAGGAAGACUGGAAGUACGUUGCAAUGGUCAUUGACAGGAUCUUCCUUUGGAUGUUCAUCAUCGUGUGUUUGCUGGGAACUGUUGGUCUCUUUCUCCCACCGUGGCUGGCAGGAAUGAUCUAAAUAUAAUCCCAGAAGGAAGAAAAUGUAUCCCAUUCUAUGGAUUUUAGUUACCUGGAAGGAGAGGAGCAGAGAAAUGGAGGCAGCCCUUUGUGUCCUCGCUUGAGUUGCUCCACAGCUAUCUGGGAGUACUUCCCGAGGUCACAUCGUUUUGCCAAGCCAUUUUCAUCUCCUCCAUCUAAUUUAGGGGAAAAAUUCUUAUUAAAGUCUGUACAUAGCAUGGUGGCAUUUAUUGGCAUAUAGUCAGCAAUGUAAGAACACAAGCUUGUUCCCUAAAGCAGCACAUAAAGAGGCUUCACAUCGACAAAUCAGUUCCUGGCAAAUUAGCUCCAGCCAUCUUCAGAGGUCUAAGUGUGCCCUGCCCAGUAAUUUUGCCCUGUGAAGCUGAAGUGGUUCAGGACUGUGUGUCCCUGUAUGAGUCAUUUUAUAAAUAAAGUUCCAGGUUUGGGA
Strigops habroptila (Kakapo) is the source of this 2900-nucleotide messenger RNA. It is a transcript of the gene CHRNA4, whose product is annotated as cholinergic receptor nicotinic alpha 4 subunit. The record is from RefSeq and is a predicted model, not a curated record. Gene Ontology annotation, cellular component: postsynaptic membrane; neuron projection; synapse. Gene Ontology annotation, molecular function: transmembrane signaling receptor activity; acetylcholine-gated monoatomic cation-selective channel activity. The transcript has 5 exons. Lineage: Eukaryota; Metazoa; Chordata; Aves; Psittaciformes; Psittacidae. Bases 489 to 2453 code for a protein of 654 amino acids. Gene Ontology annotation, biological process: nervous system process; signal transduction; monoatomic ion transmembrane transport.